UCUAGUCUUAUCUCAUUUUUAACUAUCCCGAGUGACUCCAGCGGACUCACAGCAAUGGCGAUGGCAAUGGCAACGGUGACGGCCGUAACGGAUACUUGUAGCACAUGGAAUAUGGCAUCUCUAAGUUCAGCUCUUCCUUCACUCAAUUCCACUUCUUCUAUUCGAUUUUCAUCCUUCUCUUCUUCCUCUCAACGCCGUCUCACUCUCACUCUCAACAAACAACCGCAACUACUUAUCCCAUCUUUCACCGGCCUGGCAUCAGCCAACCCUAUAACCUCCCUUGGCUUCUCCGACUGCACGAGCUUUGGAAAUUGUUUCACCAUUGUGGAUAACGGUUGUCGAGUUUCUGCCAUGAGGCAUGGACGGCGAGUUCCGAAGCUAAAUAGACCGCCGGACCAACGACGGGCGCUUUUGCGUGGCCUCACAACUCAGCUCCUGAAGCAUGGACGGAUCAAAACGACUAGAGCUAGGGCCAGUGCUAUGAGGAAGUAUGUUGAUAAAAUGAUUACGCUGGCAAAAGAUGGUUCGCUUCAUAAGAGGAGGCAGGCUUUGGGGUUUAUUUAUGAGAAGCAGAUUGUUCAUGCUUUAUUUGCGGAGGUCCAAGACAGGUAUGGUGAACGUAAUGGUGGUUAUACUAGAAUUUUUAGAACACUGCCUAGGCGAGGAGACAAUGCACCCAUGGCUUACAUUGAGCUUGUCUAGCUUUUAAUUCUGUCAUACGUAAUUAAGGCUUUAUUUGUGUCUCUGUACUAGCAAUUUGUCACUUUCGAGACUGCUGAUGAUGCUGUGAUUCGGUUCUGAUAUGUUUGUAUUUUAUUUUUUAUUGGGAUUUUGAAGCAAUAGUUAACAUAUUCGUUUUUGGACUACUAUAAUAUUCUGGAAUGGAUGAAUGUUUCAUAA
Molecule: messenger RNA, 900 nt
Organism: Mangifera indica (mango)
Lineage: Eukaryota; Viridiplantae; Streptophyta; Magnoliopsida; Sapindales; Anacardiaceae
Product: 50S ribosomal protein L17, chloroplastic
Exons: 2
Coding region: 55-702 (215 amino acids)
Biological process (GO): translation
Cellular component (GO): cytosolic large ribosomal subunit; ribosome
Molecular function (GO): structural constituent of ribosome
Source: RefSeq, a predicted model, not a curated record